UCAGUUGUCAUUGUCAUUUGUCAAGUAGCAAACAACGACAGCCAGCAGUGUUAAACUUAGCUGUAAUUUUUGAAUAAUAUAUAAACCGAAGACUUUAAUAUCGAAGGUUUAAACUAGAUUUUUUAAAGUUAUUAGAAUAUGAGAUAACAAUCAACCUUAUAACAAAGAGAAUUUGGGAAAUUCUGAAUAUGGCUGGUAAUUUUUGGCAAAGUUCACAUCAUCAACAAUGGAUACUGGAUAAACAAGACCUAGUUCGAGAUCGUCAACUCGAUUUAGCAAAGUUGUCGGAGGAAGAAUAUCAAAAAAUAUUUAACUUCUUUGCGAGCAUUAUACAAGUACUGGGCGAGCAAUUGAAAUUACGACAGCAAGUAAUUGCUACUGCGACUGUGUAUUUCAAGCGCUUCUAUGCAAGGAACUCGUUAAAAUGCAUAGAUCCAUUACUUUUAGCUCCGACGUGUGUUUUUCUUGCAUCUAAAGUCGAGGAAUUUGGUGUUAUAUCAAAUUCACGACUUAUUACGACAUGUCAAACUGUAAUUAAGAACAAAUUUAGCUAUGCAUAUGGACAGCAGGAAUUUCCAUACAGAACUAAUCAUAUACUAGAAUGUGAAUUCUAUUUACUGGAGAAUUUAGAUUGUUGCCUUAUUGUUUAUCAACCAUAUAGACCUCUUUUACUCUUUGUACAAGAUAUAGGACAAGAUGACCAACUCCUUACUUAUGCCUGGAGAAUUGUUAAUGAUUCUCUGAGAACUGACGUUAGCUUAUUGUACCCUCCAUAUCAGAUUGCAAUUGGGGCUCUACACAUAGCAUGUGUUAUGCUCGGAAAGGAGAAUUUAAAACCCUGGUUUGCUGAAUUGAAUGUUGAUAUGGAUAAAAUACAAGAAAUAGUCAGAUCAAUAAUUAAUUUAUAUGAAAUGUGGAAGAGCUAUGAUGAGAAAAAGGAAAUUCAAAGUCUUCUAGGAAAAAUGCCAAAGCCUUGUCCAGCUCCCCAAAGAUAAUACUAUUUAAUUAAAUCAAUUAUUUUUAUUGUAUCUGUAUGACAUAAUUGAUAAAGAAUUAAGUAUUUAUUAUUUGUGAUUUAUUUAUCCUCAAUUAAAAUUUAUAAUAUUAGUAUUACUCUUGGAAAAAAUAAUUAAAAGGAAUUGGUGGCCCAUAAUCACAACUCUCAAUCAUACCUGUAUCUUUAUACAAGAAGACUUGUAUACAGUAUGCUGCAAUAAGGUUGACUUGCCGUCUUGAACUGUUGUCCAAAACAAAAGUUUAAAUUAACUAACCCAAUAUUGAAAAUGAGAAAUAUAUAAGACUUAUAUUAAUGAGAAUUUGAUGUCUAAAUUUAAUUAGAAAACCUGUAAUAAGAAUUUUUACAUUGAGAAUUUUCUCUAUUGUACCUAUCUUAUAAGCUAUAUAUAAUAUGAAUAGAUCUAUUCACUCAU
Molecule: messenger RNA, 1430 nt
Organism: Vanessa atalanta (red admiral)
Lineage: Eukaryota; Metazoa; Arthropoda; Insecta; Lepidoptera; Nymphalidae
Gene: CycC
Product: cyclin-C
Exons: 3
Coding region: 189-995 (268 amino acids)
Biological process (GO): positive regulation of transcription by RNA polymerase II
Cellular component (GO): nucleus; mediator complex
Molecular function (GO): cyclin-dependent protein serine/threonine kinase regulator activity
Source: RefSeq, a predicted model, not a curated record